AUGUGCUGCUUGGUCUAUUUGAAGGCGGUUGUCAGGGCUUGGGGAUGUGAGAGGAGCGACGCCGAUCCUGACCCACCGACCCGUGGAAGCGGCCCUGCGAGCGGUCGGCGUGAGGCAGUGAGGAAAAGCUUCGACCCAAGAGCCGCCGGAAAGAAGUUGCAUCACUGAAGAUCUCUCAAUGUUGCAUAUUGCAUGGAAAAGUACAUUAAACAAAUAAAGUCAACUGCUUUUCAUCAUACUUAGCUGUGCUCAGAAAUGGCCACUGGGAAACUAGAGAAUAGCAUCCAAACAUAAAUAGAGUUUGGAGAGAAGACAUGUUGGCACAGUGUGAUUUAGCUUGGCACAACACUUGCUUUUCUGAUCCUAGUGUACUUAAUUAUGGAAGUUGUUUGGAGGACUGUAACAUGGAUAUUAUGCCUCAUGAUGACUCCCUCAGCUCUACAGAGUCACACAGUUCACUCAAUGAAUUCGCAAGAAGAGUUCCUGUCAACUCUCGAGCACUAUGAAAUAGCAAUUCCAGUCCGAGUAGACCACAAUGGAGACUUCCUAAGCUAUAAUGUAAAAGGUAGCCAUGAACUGCGAUCAAAAAGAAGCUUUCCUGCGUUUCAACAUGAGCCAGUUGAGCAGCAAGUUUUUUAUAAAGUAUCUUCACAUGGAUUGCACUUUCUUUUAAACUUGACUUUACACGUUAAUCUUGUAUCAGAUUAUUUUACUGUAGAAUAUUGGAAAAGAGAUGGCAUAGAAUGGAGACAUGAUUAUAUGGAUGAAUGUCAUUAUUUGGGACAUUUAAGUGAUCUCCAGGGAGUCACAAAAGUUGCCUUGAGUAACUGUAAUGGAUUGCAUGGUGUAAUAGUUGAGGAUGAAGAAGAAUACUUCAUAGAGCCCCUCACCACUGUUAAAAUAGCUGAAUUCAAUUACACUGAAGGAAGCCCCCAUGUAGUUUAUAAACGAUCUUCUCUCCGAAAUCAAUAUCGCCAUAUUGAUUCAACAUGUGGAGUUUCAGAUGAGAAGCCAGGCAAAGGAAGAUCUUCAUGGCUGAGGAAUUUACAAACUUCAUCAAUUACCCUUUCACCUAAUAAGACUCUGCGAAAUCAACUGCAGUUGAAAAGAUCUGUCAGUCAAGAACAUUAUGUAGAGACUCUAGUUGUAGCAGAUAAGAUGAUGGUUGGAUACCAUGGACGGAGAGACAUUGAGCAGUAUAUUCUUUCUGUUAUGAAUAUUGUUGCCAAACUUUUGCAAGACUCGAGUAUAGGAAACAUUGUGAAUAUGGUUGUAACUCGACUCAUCUUACUUACUGAUGACCAGCCAAACUUGGAAAUAAAUCAUCAUGCUGGUAAAUCACUAGAUAGUUUUUGUAAGUGGCAGAAAUCUAUUCUUUCCCACAACGGUAAUGGAAAUGCCAUCCCUGACAACGGAAUUCCUCACCAUGAUAAUGCUGUACUUCUCACCAGGUAUGAUAUUUGCAUCUAUAAGAACAAACCAUGUGGAACUCUAGGUCUAGCUCCUGUGGGUGGCAUGUGUGAACCAGAAAGGAGUUGCAGUAUCAAUGAGGAUAUAGGCCUGGCAACAUCAUUUACUAUCGCUCAUGAAAUUGGUCACAAUUUUGGAAUGAAUCAUGAUGGAGUUGGAAACUCCUGUGGUCCAAGAGGUCAGGAAGCAGCAAAGUUGAUGGCUGCUCAUAUCACAGUGAAAACUAAUCCUUUCAUCUGGUCAACAUGCAGCAGGGAUUACAUCACCAGCUUCUUGGAUUCAGGACAUGGUCGAUGUCUCAUCAAUACACCCCCAAAACAGGAGUUCUUCUACCCGACUCUGGCCCCAGGCCAGGUGUAUGAUGCAGAUGAGCAAUGCCGUUUCCAAUAUGGAGUCAAAUCACGCCAGUGUAAAUAUGGGGAGGUAUGCAGUGAGUUAUGGUGUCUUAGUAAAAGCAAUCGUUGUAUUACCAAUAGCAUUCCAGCUGCUGAGGGAACCGUGUGCCAAUCCAAUACCAUUGAUAAAGGGUGGUGCUACAAAAGAGACUGUGUCCCGUUUGGCAGUAGACCAGAAGGAGUAGAUGGGGCUUGGGGACCCUGGUCAGCAUGGGGAGAAUGCAGCAGGACCUGUGGAGGUGGAGUUUCAUAUUCCGGCAGGCAAUGUGACAGUCCAAGACCAACAGUUGGUGGACGUUACUGUCUUGGAGAGAGGAAGCGCUUUCGAUCAUGUAAUAUCGAUGACUGUCCACCAGGGUCUCAAGACUUCAGAGAAACACAAUGCACAGAAUUUAAUAACAUUGCAUUUCGUGGGAAGUUUUAUACCUGGAAACCGUACAUUGGAGGUGGUGUGAAGUCCUGUGCUUUGAACUGCCUUGCUGUAGGCUUCAAUUUCUACACUGAGCAUACUGCAGCUGUGGUGGAUGGUACCUUGUGUCGACCAAACUCUCUCGAUAUAUGCGUCAAUGGGGAAUGUAAGCAUGUGGGUUGUGAUCAUACACUAGGUUCAGAUGUAAGAGAAGAUCGCUGUCGUGUCUGUGGUGGCGACGGGAGCACAUGUGAAACCAUAGAAGGGAUUUUUAAUGGAUCGAAUCCUCAUGGAAGUUAUGUGGAAAUUAUCCAUAUUCCCAGGGGGUCAGUACAUAUUGAAAUUAAAGAACUAAAUAUAUCUCAGAAUUACCUUGCACUGAAGUCCGAUGGUGAAGAAUACUUUGUAAAUGGUGGCUGGUCCAUUGAUACACCACAACAGUUUGAUAUUGCUGGGACUAUUUUCCACUAUAUGAGAUCAGAUGAUGAGCCAGAGUGUUUGGAAGCAUUGGGACCUACCAAUGCAAGUCUUUUUCUUAUGGUGCUGGUACAAGAGGAAAAUCAGGGUAUUCAUUACAAAUUUAAUGCGCCCAUUACACGCACAAACGCUGGUGACUCACUGACAAACUAUGCAUGGCGCUAUUUUCCAUGGUCCAAGUGUACUGCAAUCUGCGCAGGAGGUGUACACGAACAGCCCAUUGUGUGCAAGAAACUGGAUGAUAAUUCUGUUGUUUCUACUCAUCACUGUAACAGUGAAAACAAGCUUCCAGAAAAACAACGUGCUUGCAACACAGAACCAUGUACAUCAGUGUGGAUUAUAGGUGACUGGUCUGAGUGCAGUAGGUCCUGUAAUGGUGGACUUCGUACUCGAGAUGUGGUGUGUGUCCAAAAGGUCACUGCCUCUGAGGAAAAAGUACUGGAUGAUAGUUAUUGUACAAAAGUCCGCCCCAUAAUAAAGGAAAGUUGCAAUAACCAUACCUGUCCACCUGAAUGGGUUCCUCUCGAUUGGUCUGAGUGUACACCAAGUUGUGGAAUAGGUUUCCGGCACCGUAUUGUACUUUGCAAGAGCAGUGAUUAUUCUGUGACAUAUCCAGCUUCACGUUGCCCUGUGAACUCCAAACCUCCCAUCCGAAUGCGAUGUACUUUACAGCGAUGUCCACCACCUCGUUGGAUAGCAGGAGAAUGGAGCCCGUGUUCGAUUCAGUGUGGUCUGGGUCAGCAGAUGCGGACUGUUCAGUGCUUGUCACACAUUGGCCAGCCAUCAAUGGAAUGUCCAGAGUCCUUUAAGCCUGCAGCCAUGCAACAGUGUGAAAGCAGAUGUGAAGCUCUUCCAACUGAGAAUCCAGAAGAAUGCAAGGAUGUGAAUAAAGUGGCUUAUUGCCCACUGGUGCUAAAAUUUAAAUUUUGUGUUAGGCCUUACUUCAGGCAAAUGUGUUGUAAAACUUGCCAAGGACAUUGAUCUUCAGGAAUCGCUUCAAAUGAACAGAGUGUUUUACCGAGCAGUAUGGACCAAAUUAUGAAACUUUGUAUUCAUUAAAAAGGAGAGGAAAAAAAGUUAACCAGCUAAUGAUGUGAACCAAGAAACCAAAUGCAUCAUCGUAAGUCUGACCUAUAACACUCCUUAUAGGUUUGUCGUACAACAGCCAACUGUGACCAUGAUUUAUUUACAGCUAGGUUUAUGGACCUCAUCAUUCCAGUCCUAAUGUUGCCUUCAAACAGCAUCACUGUGGACUAAUGCACAAAGCUACAAACUAUGCUAUCACCCAUUUCCUUUGUGAUGUUGUUCGGCAUUUUUUUUAAACAAGUUCAUCGUCUGAACAAGAGCCGAUUGCUCAAAAAAAAAUCAUGCCUCCGUUUUUUGGUUGACAACAUACCUACCGUAUAUAAUGAGUGCUGCAUAGCUAUUAACUUGUUCACAAAAAGAAUAUUUAUCAAAUUUUGUAACAGUGUUUCAGUAAUGGACUUUGUGAAAGGCAUACAUGACCUCCAUUCUUUAUCCAUAGUAGUGCUAUUUACUACAAAGAUUUGCCUAACAGCUACAGCAUUAUAAUCCCUGUGAGCCUUGGGUGCCAUCCAGUUGCUUUCUGUGCUCUUUAUGUUUUCUAGUGUUUCCACCAAUGAAUGAAGCUAACUUCAGUGUGGGACAGUGGUAAUUUUUAUUCUGGGUUGCACUACUGAAAUAGUCAUUAAUAAAACAUCUAAUAGAACUAGCACAAUGUAAAUCAAUAUCAAUAGACUGAAAAAAAAUGACUGUGAAGUCCAAGCUGCUCACAGAUGUUUCUGUUUUAUUAGUUCAAAUUGCUAUAUAUUUAUGGAUUCUUAAAUGCUGUUCACAAAUUAUGGAGUCACUGAAUGAUUACAUCUGGUGUUAUACUGACUGGACAGAAAGAUUGUCACAUGAGCAACUUUGCAACUAACCAGCUGCUGAAGUAGGAUCUUAUUCAUUAUUGCCUCUGUAAACAUCUCAGAGAAGAUUGAGAUUAAAAUGAAAAUAGUUUAAAGUAGAAAUAGUGUUUUCCUUAGCAAUGAUUAACAAAAUAUUGUUAUUUGCAAAAUUGCACUGCCUAUCAAUUUUUAUACAAAUUUCCAACUUCUUUAUCAUCCUACCUUGGAUAUAAUGUGAGACAUUUCUAAUUGGCUGUGGAGAAGAAGGUCUGCUGUUCCAUGUCCACCUCACAUACAAUCCCAAUGAAACAUGGUUGACUCUUAAUUGCCAUCAGAAAUUGCCCUGCGAGUCAGUUAGUUACAUCAAGAAUCGGUAUCUCAUAAUGAAUAUCGUCAUGACAAGGAGUGUAACAGUUCAAAACGGUGCCACACUGCCAGCAUUCCAGCUUUGGUCGGCAAUGAGAUUAGUUCAUUGGUGAUGUGAAUGAAGCAACCAUCUCUAAUGGAGAAUUAUAACAUUCGCAAUAUAUACCAGUAGUCUCGAGUCUUUGUCAAAACAGAAUUCAAUUCCUGCUGUGCACUAUUCAAUGCAAUCUUCAUUACAAAAUCCAAGGUUGAAGUCAUCAAUGGUGUAAAAAAUUGUAGACCAGGACAGAGCUUCUGCACCUAGUGCCACCUCUGUUUCAAAUAUAGAGGUAUCGGAUACUUGCCAUUCACAGACGUUUCCAGGUUCUUGAUAGUGCAAAGCAGUAGGUGGGCACCAACCCCCGUCAGUCCACUUUCCACUUUCAGGGCACAACCCCGCCAUCUGUUGGGUGAUGUAGGCCCAGCAUCUUCUGCACUUCUGUAACUUUAUAGGUGAAUUGUUAGCACGCCAGAUCUGAGCGAACCAUAUUCACAGUCUGUAUAAACUGCUGGACAUAGCUUGGUUCCAUUAACAUUGACUACAUUGCAAUCUCCAAUCAAUGACUCUGUAAAUAUAAAUUCUUUCCCUGUAUUUCCACCCUUGUGAUAUGGGCAUCAUCGCAACACCAGCUAUUUAUUUCCUUUCCCUGUUGUCUGUGAGGAAGUAAUGGUGGGCUAUAGCCCAGUACCGCUGCAGGUGUUUUGCAAUGCUCUUGGUUAACAAGUUCCAGGAUGUUCACCAAUAAAUUAUGCCAAAGUCAGGAUGGUCCAUGUUGAGGAGGGGAAGUUGGAGAUGAUGCUGUAUUCAAGCAGAUUCAUAAUCAUGAUUGUCAAGUCAAGUCAAGAGUCAAGAGUCAAUUUAAUUGUCAUUUGGACCCCUGGAGGUCCAAACGAAAUGCCGUUUCUGCAGCCAUACAUUACACACAAAUAGACCCCAGACACAACAUAAUUACAUUUUACAUAAACAUCCAUCACAUAGCUGUGAUGGAAGGCCAAAAAAAACUUAUCCCUCCACUGCACUCUCCCCCCCCCGAUGUCAGAGUCAAAGCCAAAGCCCCCGGCUGGCGAUGGCGAUUGUCCCGCGGCCAUUGAAGCCACGCCGGGUGGUGCGAGGUCGCACACCGGGUCUUGGUGUUGGAGCCCCCGGCGUGCGCUCGCAAAGUCCCGCGGCCAUUCCAGCCGCGCGGGGCAGUGAUGUAGGCCCCGCUCCAGGAGCUCUACGACCCCGCAACACGGGCGGGAGAAUUCGCCGUUGCAGGAGCCCCGAAAAGCGGUCUCCCUCCAGGGAUCCGCGGGCUCCCGGUGCCGCCGUCCGCAGACCCGCAGUAGCAGCCUCCGACUCGGCAUCGGCAGCAGCAGCAGCGGCAGCGGCAGCAGCAGCAGCGCUCCUCCACCGCUCCAACCGUUCCGGACUCGGCCAGCCCCCCGAAUCAUGAUUGUGGGACAGGGAGAUGAGAGGUAAGUUGAGGGUGGAUGGUACAGAGUGCAGCGGGGCAGUGGUUAGGUUUGUAAGAGGUGAUGGAACUGGGAGGGAUAGUGGGGCAGUGGAUUCCUCACAGGCCUAGAAGGCCAGUCCAAUGAUUCAUGCUUAGUUUCUGCAAUAUGAUGAUGCACGUUGCACCAGCUACUGGAGAUGAUGUGUGUUGAUGAUGAUGGCUGACCAAAUACAUAACUGUGUCCCUCGCAUCAAGGAUUUUGUAUGUUCUUCUGCAUCUGGCUUCCCUGUCAAAGGAAUGAUAUAUUCACAAUAGAGGCUGC
Molecule: messenger RNA, 6821 nt
Organism: Leucoraja erinaceus (little skate)
Lineage: Eukaryota; Metazoa; Chordata; Chondrichthyes; Rajiformes; Rajidae
Product: A disintegrin and metalloproteinase with thrombospondin motifs 6-like
Exons: 25
Coding region: 379-3732 (1117 amino acids)
Biological process (GO): extracellular matrix organization; proteolysis
Cellular component (GO): extracellular matrix
Molecular function (GO): metalloendopeptidase activity
Source: RefSeq, a predicted model, not a curated record